AUGGUACUUAAUAGUUAAAUUCAUGUUAGCUCUAAGGCUGUUAUUUUAAUGUACUUCCAGUGCUUUUAAAGGGAGUUUUGGGAAAAACGGAUAACCAAAAAUCAUUUAUUAUGUUCUUCUUUGGAGGAGUAGGAUCUCUACUAGGAGGCUUUUUAAGUGGAAGGAUCGGACAUUGGACUAGUUUAUUUAAUGUAGCAUGGUUUCAAACAUUCUUAGUUGGUUUAUUUUGCGUUUAAUCUUUUUAUUCUUAUGCUGAUAAGAUUUUAUUCAUGACCUAUUCAAGUGGAUUCAAUUUAGGAUUGUCAUAUUCAGGAUUGGAAGCAUUGCAUGCGAUGAUGAUCGCAAAAUUAAUAAAUAAGGAAAAUUACUAUUAUGUUGCCAAUAGUGCUGUUUGUGUAUAAUUCUAUAUGUUUAUAAUUAGAGUUUAGCAUCUACUAUCUUAUCACUUGUGUUUAUUUUUUUGAGUAAAACCACAUUUAUGUAUUUCCUGUACUUUAUGAUAUUGCUGAUAUUCUUUAAUGUAGCAUUUCUGGUGGUUUCAUAAAGACGGUUCUCAAGCAUCAAACAAGUAAGCCUUAUAAAUACAGAAUAAUCAGAUUCAUAAACUAAGGAGUGA
Messenger RNA from Paramecium octaurelia, 616 nucleotides. The record is from the annotation of a GenBank genome assembly. NCBI's taxonomy places the organism in Eukaryota, Ciliophora, Oligohymenophorea, Peniculida, Parameciidae.